CUCUCUCUCAUACUUGUUUAAGCGUAUUUGAAUUUCGCACUUUUCAUUUCGAUGAUGAAUUUCACCCAAUCUAUCUUGUUUAUGAAACUCACGAAUGCUAAUUUCUGUUAACAAAUUGAAUCGUUUCUAGGUUUUUCGUUUCCGAAUUAACUGUUUUGUUUAUCUGUUCAUUGAUAUUUUAUCAUCUGCUUCUUGUUUUUUUUCUUAAUUGAUUGUUAUAUAGUUACAUCACUUCCUCAUUAUUGUAUAUAAUUUCCAUUGUUAACUAUUGAUUUUUCUAUGGAAAAAAGAGGCCUAAAUCUCUAUUUGUCAAGCAAUCUGUUAAGUAUGUUUGUAAAUUCUGAUUCAAGAUGUGCAUGGUGUCUGACACACUCGAGCUUGACACGCGCCGACACAUGUGGAUAAAUUCGAGUAAGGAUUCUCUAACUUUAGGGAGGGAAAGUUAGAUUAAAUUUAGGCAAAAAUGAGAUGAAAUAAGAGAAACGGUGGUGUUUAUUUUGGAGGGAAAAAGAAGUGAGAGAAAGUAAAUUAAGAGAGAGAUAGAGAGGAAGUUAGAGAAAGGUAGGGGAAUGGAAGUUAGAGGAUCCAAUUCCGUCCGGUGUCAUUGUAUGUCAGUGUUUUCAUAGAUUGUGUGUGCCUCAUUUGAGAUGUUACUUUUGUUUAAAAACUAGCUGUGUUUGGAAAUGCGGUGGAAAUGUGAGGGCACAUGUUAAGCAUGAUGUGAUGCUAGUAAUUGUGGCUUGAGACAGUUUGCGGGGACGUCGUGAAUCUGCCACUUUCAAAACACAGAUUGACAUAGAGGAACGAGGCUGUGUUGCAUCCGUAUCUGUUUUAUGAAAUUCUGUUUAACUUUUGCAUUAUUUCCCAUCUCUUAAAUCUUCUACAUUUCCUUGGUGUUAGGUCUGUUAUUUUUGUAUAGUCUCUGGAGAGUGAAUUGGAUUUGCAAUGGGAAUCAACAUGGCGUAUUUUUAUGUUCUUUUAAACCAUUAUGAUUUGUACGAUGUUUGCAAUUUCAUGGCUAUUCUGAACUUUGUAUUAUCAGCUCUACUUAAAUACAAGCACAUUGCAUGCAUGCCCAUCAUUUGUCGAACACUGACAAUCCGAUACCCGAGCGUGGUGCGCAUAAUUUACUCUUGGAAUAAAUAAAUAGGGAUUUCAAGCCACAUCUUAGUAACAUCUUUGUAGUAAUGUUGUCGAUGGCGGUCCAUGGCGGAGAGCCAAAAUCCCGCCAUACCGGCUGCUUUGCGGCACCGUUAUAGCAGAUUAUGGCGGAAAAACCUGCAAUAUCAGCCAAUAUUUACCAUUGCGGCGAGUCAAAAAACCGCCAUGUAUAUCCGCCAUAGAGGCCAUGCCACCGCUAUUUGAUAACAAUGCUUUGUAGAAAGAAACAAGCCGGUUUGGAUUUUGGAGUUGCACUCAACUCAACGCAGCUGACCGGAAGACUCUGCCUGAGUACAUUUCCGGCUACCUGAAACUGAAUUACGCAGCAGCAGAGAGAUUGCACGAUAAAGCAAGACGUGCCAUUGACAUUAUAGGAACUGAUUUGGUUCGUGUUAUAACCUGUACUGCACUCCAUUAGAUUGAAUUAGAGUUUUGUUAACCGGGAGGAUUUGUUAUUGAGUGUCUGUAUAUCUGAGAAACAUGUUGAAGCAAGCAAUUGGUAGAAUUUGCAGCAGGACCAAUGUUUAUUCUUGUGAAGGAAACAGCGUUUUGCCUUGGAUUUAUGUGCCUUCCUGUUUUUUCCACAAUGGACAGGCAAAUUUGGCACCGAGAAGCUUUUUUGGGGUAGAGGAUUUCGUCGAUGAUGACAACAGCCGACCCUAUACAUACCAAAAAGGGAAGAAGUCAAAGAAUCCAAACAAACACAUAUCAUUCAAACAAAGAACAGUUGCAUACAUGGAGCCUUUUACACUUGACGUGUUUAUCUCAAAACGUUUUGUAUCUGCUUCACUCACUCAUAGAGUAACAAGCAAACAGGUUGCAGUUGCAGGUACCAACUCCAAGGACAUUAAAGCUGUUCUUAGAUCUCGAUCAGACAUACCAGCAUGCAUAGCCAUUGGUCGGAUUUUAGCUGAACGAGCAGUGGAAGCGGAUGUUUACACUGCUUCAUAUACUCCAAGGGAACGAGAUAAGUUUGAAGGGAAAAUCAGAGCUGUUGUUCAAUCACUCAUUGAUAAUGGGAUUGAUCUCAAGGUUUAUCUUGAUUGAGUCUCGCACAAUCUUUUAAAGCAAACACUACCAGCCGGUUAAGUUAUUUAGAUUCUGGUUGUGUUUCAUUUAUGUCCAUGUAGCUUGAUAAAUUAUAAAUUGAUAUAUAGUUUUGUGAACUAAAGAUUAUGGCAUAGGUAGACAUCGAGCGAGUUUUCCAUUCUAACAACAUAUGCAAAUUUUCAAAUUUACUUCUCCAUAGUUCCUUGUGAUACACUCCACUUAAUAUUUGGACUUAUGUAUUUGUGGUAGUCAUAAAAAUUUAUAGUCAUGAAA
This is a messenger RNA of Lathyrus oleraceus (garden pea), 2484 nucleotides long. RefSeq lists its product as uncharacterized. Gene Ontology annotation, biological process: translation. The transcript has 4 exons. Bases 1642 to 2208 code for a protein of 188 amino acids. Gene Ontology annotation, molecular function: 5S rRNA binding; structural constituent of ribosome. Lineage: Eukaryota; Viridiplantae; Streptophyta; Magnoliopsida; Fabales; Fabaceae. Gene Ontology annotation, cellular component: ribosome. The record is from RefSeq and is a predicted model, not a curated record.